UGUGCGUUACAUAUUUCGCUAGAGCUCGCGACUCCUGUGUCUUGUGUUAGUUGUGCUGUGCUGUCUUGUGUUAGUUGCCCUAGUAACGAGCUAAACGAAAAAAACACUACUCGGGUGCCAAGAAGCAAAAACGAAAAAAAGAACUGCACACUCUAUUGUCAGCAAUUCUGAGAACUAUUUACAUACUCGCCUGCCCGCAUAGUGCAGAAAAGUAUACUGGAACAGCAUAAAACACACAGUUUUGCUUAGACUAAUGCGCUUUGUUGAACAGAGAUAGACUCUAGGCUAGCGAACAGUGGCGCAUUAGAUGGCGCAACAACAAUUGCCUUCAACUUACUGCGGAUACGAGUGACGCCUAGCAUCUAACAGUCAGUCAGUGUUAAGACUGGUGCUGAAGUCGUAACAGAAAUUCAAAUUUGAAAAGUAGUCGAUAAUGAAAGCUCAAAGGAUUAACAUGCUUUCCACUAACCAAGAUCUAAGCUAGACGACUAUCAAGCAAACAAUUUCAGUGUUAAGCAGUGCCAAAUUUAAAUGUCAUUGAUUUGAGCAAAUCCUUUGAAACAGUGUGCAAGCAUUGUUUUGUUUCUUUAUUUCGAUUUUAUGUAACUUUUUUUAUUUGUGUUGCUCCAUAAAAUCAUUAACUUAAUUAUUUAAAAAUUAAGUGGUUUGUGCUUGGAUUUUUAACUUUUUUUUAAUAAACCGAUUUCAAAGUGCCAAAAACUAUUGGAAACCAACCUGCUCCAAGGAGAUUGUAGUAACAAAAAUUUUUAACUUGUAACGACAUAAAAUGGCUCCUCAACAAAAUUCCACACUUAUUGAUGAAAAUCUUGAUGUUAGUCCUUCGUUGAUUAAUAUACCGGAAGAAAUUAGUCAUUACAGUCCCAUAUUGCCACCAAAAAAUAAACACAAUCACGAUAAGGAUAAUAAAAAUAAUAACAACAACACCAAAAGAGACGACGUCAUCGGUAACAACAACAAUAACAUCAGUGGUCAUCAGCAAGAUGUCAACUUUGUACGUAAUUGGGAGCAAAUGGAAGGGGACAAAGGGCACUAUCACAAAAACAAACACCACCGCAGCGGAAGUUAUCGCAGUGGUCAUAGCAGGCGAAGUCGUUCAAUAUCUUUGUACGGAGUGAAUAGUACAAUUAAACAAGGGCAUAAGGAGAUCACAAUAUGGCUUGGCGAUGAACCACGAUACGUUUCUGGCGUUACCAAUAAAACUUCUUGCAAUGACAUAAUCAAAGCUUUGAUUGAUGAUGAAAUCCGUUGUGGCAAUUAUGAAUACUGUCAACGCUUAAAAGAUGGCACAGCAUCGCGUGACUACAGCGAUUACGUUAUAACGGAAUGUUGGCGCGGUAUUGAACGCAGCUACGAUGGCAAUAUGGCGAUUUUACCGGUGUGGAAUGCCUGGAGUCGUGUACACAAUGAGAUUCGAUUAAGUCUAAAACAUAGCAGGGACAUACUAGAUCCAAGCAAGGCCUUUAAGAACAAUAAUACCACACUGUCGAUCAUACGAAAUUAUAUUUGCAAAUUCCUUACAUUUGGCAAGAGAAAACCCUAUAAAACGAAAAAAACGCCAAAAUAUUCAAACAACAGUCAAAAACAUAAGUCAAACCAAAAUUCACAGAAGGCCGAUGUUAUUCCAAACAUAAUACCUUUGGCCGAUUGCCAGAGAGAUUUUCAAAAGCCCAAUUCUAAUAUAAUGCCAAAACAAGAAGAAUCGAAUCUGAGAGCCAAAUCAAAAACCAACAAGGAAAAACUUUUCCGCCUAUCUGAAGCGCGAUCUUCACAACGUAAGCGAAGGUCCAGCCACAAACGCAAAGAAAAACGUUUAUCCAUAGACAAGUUGUCUAAUGUGGACGCAGGUACAAACUAUUUACGCAGACGAAAAGAUUCAAGCAUACGAAACUCUGUACGCAGUAAACUGGCCCAAAAGAACGCCGAAAUGAAUUCCCUAUACGAGAGGGAAUAUGCCCUUACCAAACAACUCGCCAACAAAUGUAAGCUGUACAAACUUCAAAAUGAACUCUACAGAGACCCCGACAACGAUCUCGACAUUUCCGUGGGACAAAUUCAGCACAACAUAGAGGCCUAUGCCAGAGAAAUUAUUCGUACGGAGCAUGAGCUGCUUGAAGUUAAAAAAGAAAUAAAAAACGACAUUUCGAUCAUAAACAAUCUCAAGCGAUUGACAUUAGAAUCCGACCGAAAUGAGUGCGGUGUGCCCGUAAACCUGCAAGAAGUUUUAAAACCGGAAAUUCAUCCUGAUCCAAAGGCUUCGACUUCUGUCCACGACCCAACGAGUGAUCAAAUGUUAUUUGUAGACAAUAUUUAUGAAUUCUGUGACAAUAAUGCCAGUAUGUUGGUUUAGUUCCACAUGUGCAUACGUCGAAAACCGACAUAUCUAUACAACUACAUUAAAUGUUUCACUGCCGUCCAAAAAAAUUGCCAAUGAGGCCUUAAGCCUCCGUCUAAAUGUUUUUGUUAAGUUUACUUAAAAAUAUGUUAAUAAGCUAAUUAUGUACGUCGAAAAUAACAAAGCGAAUUUAAAUCGAACAAAUAAAACCAGUUUUAUGCACUC
Messenger RNA from Stomoxys calcitrans (stable fly), 2578 nucleotides. It is a transcript of the gene meru, whose product is annotated as ras association domain-containing protein 10. The coding region runs from base 788 to 2368 and encodes 526 amino acids. The transcript has 5 exons. NCBI's taxonomy places the organism in Eukaryota, Metazoa, Arthropoda, Insecta, Diptera, Muscidae. The record is from RefSeq and is a predicted model, not a curated record.